CAGCAGAGAGGCAGCUGCUGGUGGCUGUUGAUCAUAAUGUCGGGCAGAAAGCCUCGUUCUGUAGCUAACCCUCUGGAGUCUACGAUCACCACACCGAGUGAGAGGAUCUUGAAAGAAUGCCACAGUCUGUAUGUGGAUACCGAGCACGGCCUGGUGAAGAUUGCCAGCAGCCUAGGAGUGCGUCUCCUUCCUCCCAGAAAGAAGAUAAUAGUGAUGAUAAUGGGUAAUCACUCUGCAGGGAAGAGCUCCUUCAUUAACUGGUAUGUUGAAGAGCACAUCCAGAAAACUGGCGUCGCCAUUGAAACUCAGGGCUUCACGUUUAUCACAAGCGGUCGUAAAAGAGAAUCACUGACGGGGAAUGCAACGCUACAUCUCUACCCUCACUUCAGACCACUUCUCGAGUUUAAAGGUGUUACGGACUAUCUGUCUGCUGAGAUCUCCACCUCCAAACAGAAGAAGUUCAGUCUGGUGACAUUCGUGGACACGCCAGGUUUAGUGGAUGGGGACAUGGUCUACCCUUUUAAUGUCAACAGCGCCAUCACCUGGCUGGGAGAGCAGUCCGAUCUGAUAUUUGUGUUUUUUGACCCCAUGGGUCAGGCGCUCUGCAAGCGCACGCUCAACAUUGUGGAGAAGCUGAGCGAGACAUGUGGAGACAAGCUGCUGUUCUACCUCAGCAAGGCAGACGAAGCUGGGAAGGAAACAGACAGACAGAGGGUAAUGAUGCAGAUAGUUCAGGAGCUCUGUCGCCGUCCAGGUCUAAAUAAAUGUGGUUUUGAGAUGCCUACAAUAUACAUCCCCAACCCACAGAAGCCCAGCCGCUGUGUCAACCAGAUCGAUGGAGUGUGUCAGACCAUCGAAAAGACCAUCAACCAGGCUGUUCAGAAGACCCUGGAUCAGCUGGAGAAAGACUGCGACCUUAUCUGUUCAACCAUCAGCAGCAAACUAGAGAAAGACAGGGCUGAUGCGAAGUACAACAAAAGCGUCCGUCUUCACUCGUUUCUCUGUGGGGCUCUGGGUUUUGUCCUUCCUACCCUUUUCAUCCUCAGUUUCAUUGUGAACACCUUCUCUAAAGAGCAGCUGGAUGAGCUGCUGGGUGAAGGGCCGGCUCGCACCGUCUCUAUCUUUACAGGAAUAGUGAUGUAUUUAUGGGACUGGAUACCAGAGGACGGACAAGUUGUGUUUGUCAUCACCUUUGGAGCUUUUUGCUACCUCCUGUUUUUCCUAGCAAAAUAUUUUGCAGGUCAAGGGAAUAAAACUCUGACAAAGAAGGAGAAGAAGGUGAUGGCAGAGUACAACGACUAUAUCCAGGACAUUGUCAAAACAAAGAAGGGGAAACUUUAUGAGUGGUACCUCCAGCAGUGUGCAGCAGAAUAUGACCUCUGACCCCAGGUUAGGUGACGACUGUUAAGCGAAUGUUUGUAAGCUUUUUGAUACACCACAGUUUAUUAAAUGCUGUCUAUAGUGGUGUUGGGAGGACUUUCUUUAUGGAUGGGCACCCACCAAAUAAUCUGGUGUUACACCUCUUACCUCCACUCGGCUGCACAGUUCACUGCCAACAUUGAUCAUCUCCAGAAUUUAAAGAUUAACAAAAUCUCAAAAGUGCUUUUAUUGGUCAUACAGGAGAAGCUGUGAUUGUUAUGAUCUAUUCAGUACAGACUCAGAAUGUGAAUUGUAUGGCACAGUAAUGUCAAACCUUUACAUUAGGUUUGAGUUUUCUUAAUCUUCAUGAGGAAUUUGUUGAUAGCCUAUUUUUUUUAUGAUAAAGCUUGUUCUUUUUGUCAUAUUGUCUCUCAAAUUUCACCACACCGUCCGGUCAUGUUGUCUCUGUGAUAUACCUGAAGGUGCUAUUUAUAGCAAUACUACAUAGUCAAUGCUGUGAAAACCCCCGGGCAUUACAGUCUAAGUUUGUAUCAGAUAUUUUUAUACCAGUAAGAGCUCAAAAAACAGAUGUCUGCCCUAUUGUCAGAGAUCCGUUUUUAAUAUAAUCCUGUAUAAAUCAUUGUCAUGUGAUAGUAAAUAAACCACAGUCAUCAUACCACAGUUUAUUCAAACUGGUGGGCAGUUAGGACUUUUACAGCACUGAUGCAUACCUCCAAGUCAUCAGUGUGGUCAUAAUGUCUUCAGAAGCUUCAUAUAACUCCAGUCGACUUCAAGAGAGCCUGGCUGCAGACAUCAGUUGUUCAUAAGCACAUGCGCACUUGGACGUCUCAGCUGUUGUUGUUAAAUAUGUUUCAUAUUCCCACCUUUCUGAUCAAUUUGGAUAUUUUGAACCGAUAGUCCUGUAUUUAGGACAGACCUGAUAGCGCAUGCCUUUAUGGACGUCUGAUAUCUGCAGCCAGGUGCCUCUCAUCUAACAUGUACUGUUAUCACUCCAGUGUUUGUACUUCUAUUUAUUAUUUUCUGAGGUUUUUCUUUAAACCCAAAGGAUGUAGAAAAACAUCCAUGGGCUGUUUGUGAUAUUAUUGUGAACACUGUCAGGUUGUAAGUGUGUUUAGGGAAGAUAAUCAUUUAUGAGAUACAUUAAAGUCCCUGUAAAGUAACAUCCAAAACCUUGUGUCUUAACACACUAGAUGUUUGAAUAAGGUUGCUGCAAAAAUGUGAAAAUGCUGAGAUGUAUGUGUGACUGAAUUUUUUGAGUAGACCGUUCCAAAGUUGUUCAGCUUGUUCCUGGUUUGGUUUAAUUUGAGCAGGGCAGAAAUUUGAGCCCAUGACAUCACCAGUCUUGAUGGGGAAUUAUCCCAGCACUCUAACGCUACAAAAAUAUUCAACCACCGAGCAGUUCGUCUCAAUACAGUCUGUUGUUAGCCGAUCCACUGCCUUUAUUUAAAGUUAACAGCAAACUACAUGCUAUGUUUUUGUUCAAUGUGAGGUAAAUGUCCCAAAUCUAUCAGCUAUAGUGGCCUACGGGUCAUUAAAUGUAUCAUUACAGAGAGAUUUGUAACAGAAAACAGUACAUUUAAUACCCAAAUUCUGUCUCUCUGCUACAGAGCCAGGCAGCUGACAGAGGCAGAGAGACAGGAAUUGGGUAUUACAUUUACUGUUUUCUGAUUCAAAUCUCUCUGUACCAUCCUUGAGCAGACUUUAUUGCCUCAGUUUUGAAGAUGUUGAAGCUUAAUUUUAUAAAAUUAGAGAUGUCUGUUAUGACUGAAAUUUGGCCUGGUGGUUCAUAACACAGUGGCCUAUCAUACUGCAAACCUAAAAUAAAGUUGUUGUUUUUUUUUAAUCACUUUACAGGGAUUUUAAUAAAUUAUGUGUGACUAUAUAUCUGUCAAACUUUUCCAAAACGGUUUCUAUUAAACUAAACUUGGACUUGAAAGUUUUUCUUUUUUGUAAUUAAAGCCUCAAAGAAUGAAACUUAAUAAGCUGCAAACUCUGUUCAUCUGGAAACAUAAUAAACAUUUUCUAUGACUUG
Cheilinus undulatus (humphead wrasse) is the source of this 3412-nucleotide messenger RNA. RefSeq lists its product as uncharacterized. The transcript has 12 exons. Bases 37 to 1383 code for a protein of 448 amino acids. Lineage: Eukaryota; Metazoa; Chordata; Actinopteri; Labriformes; Labridae. The record is from RefSeq and is a predicted model, not a curated record. Gene Ontology annotation, molecular function: GTPase activity.